AUGCCGAGUGGCGCCUGAGCCCCGGGGAAGCAGGCUAGGGUGUGAGAGACAGAGUCACCUGCAGCCUAAUUACUCAAAAGCUGUCCCCAGGCCACAGGAGGGAGAGGACAUUUCCUACUGAAUCUGUCUGAAGGACACUAAGCCCCACAGCUCAACACAACCAGGAGAGAAAGCGCUGAGGACGCCACCCAAGAGCCAAGCGAUGGCCCUGCCUGGAGAACAUCCAGGCUCAGCGAGGAAGGGUCCGGAAGGGAAUGCUUGCCGACUGGCUGGAGAACAAUGAAAAGGAGGAAACUGUGACUGAACCUCAAACCCCAAACCAGCCCGAGGAGGACCAUAUUCUCCAGGGGACCCAGGGCGGGCCGUGACCCCUGUGGGGGAGAAGCCUUGGACAUUUCCUCUUCAGAAGCCUGUUGGGGAAGGCUGAGGGGUCCCAGCUCCCCGCGCUGGCUGCUGUGCAGAUGCUGGACGACAGAGCCAGGAUGGAGGCUGCCAAGAAGGAGAAGUCCAUUUGGGCUGCUGUAACAAAAUGCCAUAAAUUGGAGGCUGAGAAGUCCAAGAUCAAGGCACCAGCUAAUUCACUGUCUGAUGAAGGCCUGCUUUCUGGUUCAUACAUGGCACCUUCUAGCUGUGUCCUCACAUGGUGGAAAAGGCAAGGUGGAGCAGAUCCUGGCAGAGUUCCAGCUGCAGGAGGAGGACUUGAAGAAGGUGAUGAGACGGAUGCAGAAGGAGAUGGACCGUGGCCUGAGGCUGGAGACCCAUGAAGAGGCCAGUGUGAAGAUGCUGCCCACCUACGUGCGCUCCACCCCAGAAGGCUCAGAAGUCGGGGACUUCCUCUCCCUGGACCUGGGUGGCACCAACUUCAGGGUGAUGCUGGUGAAGGUGGGAGAAGGUGAGGAGGGGCAGUGGAGCGUGAAGACCAAACACCAGAUGUACUCCAUCCCUGAGGACGCCAUGACCGGCACUGCUGAGAUGCUUUUUGACUACAUCUCUGAGUGCAUCUCCGACUUCCUGGACAAGCAUCAGAUGAAGCACAAGAAGCUGCCCCUGGGCUUCACCUUCUCCUUUCCUGUGAGGCAUGAAGACAUCGAUAAGGGCAUCCUUCUCAACUGGACCAAGGGCUUCAAGGCCUCAGGAGCAGAAGGGAACAAUGUCGUGGGGCUUCUGCGAGACGCUAUCAAACGGAGAGGGGACUUCGAAAUGGAUGUGGUGGCAAUGGUGAAUGAUACGGUGGCCACGAUGAUCUCCUGCUACUAUGAAGACCAUCAGUGCGAGGUCGGCAUGAUCGUGGGCACAGGCUGCAAUGCCUGCUACAUGGAGGAGAUGCAGAAUGUGGAGCUGGUGGAGGGGGACGAGGGCCGCAUGUGCGUCAAUACCGAGUGGGGCGCCUUCGGGGACUCCGGCGAGCUGGACGAGUUCCUGCUGGAGUAUGACCGCCUGGUGGACGAGAGCUCUGCAAACCCCGGUCAGCAGCUGUAUGAGAAGCUCAUAGGUGGCAAGUACAUGGGCGAGCUGGUGCGGCUCGUGCUGCUCAGGCUCGUGGACGAAAACCUGCUCUUCCACGGGGAGGCUUCCGAGCAGCUGCGCACACGCGGAGCCUUCGAGACGCGCUUCGUGUCGCAGGUGGAGAGCGACACGGGCGACCGCAAGCAGAUCUACAACAUCCUGAGCACGCUGGGGCUGCGACCCUCGACCACCGACUGCGACAUCGUGCGCCGCGCCUGCGAGAGCGUGUCUACGCGCGCUGCGCACAUGUGCUCAGCGGGGCUGGCGGGCGUCAUCAACCGCAUGCGCGAGAGCCGCAGCGAGGACGUAAUGCGCAUCACUGUGGGCGUGGAUGGCUCCGUGUACAAGCUGCACCCCAGCUUCAAGGAGCGGUUCCACGCUAGCGUGCGCAGGCUGACGCCCAGCUGCGAGAUCACCUUCAUCGAGUCGGAGGAGGGCAGUGGCCGGGGCGCGGCCCUGGUCUCGGCGGUGGCCUGUAAGAAGGCCUGCAUGCUGGGCCAGUGACAGCAGUGGCCGCAAGCGCAGGGAGGAUGCCACAGCCCCACAGCACCCAGGCUCCAUGGGGAAGUGCUCCCCACACGUGCUCGCAGCCUGGCGGGGCAGGAGGCCUGGCCUUGUCAAGACCCGGGCCGCCUGCCAUCCCUCUGGAGAACCGAGCGGGCCUUUUCCCUCAGUUUUUCGGUGGGACAGCCCCAGGGCCCUAACGGGGGUGCGGCAGGAGCAGGAACAGAGACUCUGGAAGCCCCCCACCUUUCUUGCUGGAAUCAACUUCCCAGAAGGGAGUUGCUCACUCAGGACUUUGUUGCAUUUCCACACUGUCAGAGCCUCGCCUGGGCCCAGGCUCUGGAAAGGGGUGCCUUCUGGAUCCUGCUGUGGCCUCACUUCCCUGGGAACUCAUCCUGUGUGGAGAGGCAGCUCCAACAGCUUGACCAGACCUAGACCUGGGCCAAAAGGGCAGCCAGGGGCUGCUCAUCACCCAGUCCUGGCCAUUUUCUUGCCUGAGGCUCAAGAGGCCCAGGGAGCAAUGGGAGAGGGCUCCAUGGAGGAGGUGUCCCAAGCUGCGAAUACCCCCAGAGACCUUUUCUCUCCUGUACCCCCAUCCCUGAGUGGCUUGUGAUUCUGGGAUGGACCCUUGCAGCAGGUGCAAGAGAGAGAGCCCCCAAGCCUCUGCCCCAAAGGGCCCACAAGGGGGAGAAGGGCCAGCUGUGCAUCUUCAGCUCCCACAGAGCUGGCUCAGGAAGAAACCCCAAGCAGCAUUCAGCACACCCCAAGGGACGACUGCAUCAUAUGACAUGCCACCCUCUCCAUGCCCAACCUGAGACUGCGUGGGUUUUUUAAUUAAAAAUGUUAAAAGUUUUAAACAUG
Nomascus leucogenys (northern white-cheeked gibbon) is the source of this 2871-nucleotide messenger RNA. It is a transcript of the gene GCK, whose product is annotated as glucokinase. NCBI's taxonomy places the organism in Eukaryota, Metazoa, Chordata, Mammalia, Primates, Hylobatidae. Gene Ontology annotation, cellular component: cytosol; mitochondrion. The record is from RefSeq and is a predicted model, not a curated record. Gene Ontology annotation, biological process: regulation of insulin secretion; intracellular glucose homeostasis; glucose 6-phosphate metabolic process. Bases 589 to 2010 code for a protein of 473 amino acids. Gene Ontology annotation, molecular function: mannokinase activity; glucokinase activity; ATP binding. The transcript has 11 exons.